UUAACAUAGAAGUCUGUAAAGAAUGACAGACUGGGAGAAGACACCCGAGGUUGUUUUGGGUAAAGUGUUUAGCUGUCUAUCUUUAGUGGACAAAGUGAGUGUAUACAAUACCUGCUCCUCCUGGAGAGAAGCUCUGGGACAGACCGGUGCAUGGCACCAAUUCCAGUACUCAGAAAGUCGUGUUUGGGAUGAAAUCUUUGAAAUGGGUAUCCCAUCAUCCUUAGAAGACUUACAGCAAUAUCAGGAGAUCCAUCAGAGUGUUUUGGAAUGCGUUGAGAGAUUCGGAAGGUAUAUGAGGAGGAUCUAUGUUGCCAUCCAGAGCACAUCUUCCUUUGAAGUCUACCAGAAAAUAAUUCAAAAUUGCUGUAAUGUUAGGAAAUUUACUUUAAUAUGCAUGUGUGUAGAGUUAUCAGAAAUGGAGCUUUUGAAAUGUACAUUGCGGGAGUUCCUUCAGAGAAACAAUGUGAUAAGGGAAUUAGAAAUUGAAAAUGUAGAUAAUUCAGGUACUAAAAAUGCACCCCUGCCCAUUGGACUGAAACAGUCAGGCUGUCUUCAUAGUUUAUGGAUUGUGAAUUCUUUCAGGAGCAGCUGUUUGAGUAAUUUAAUGUAUCUUGUGAACCUGACGGAGCUAGCAAUGAUUCCCCACCAGUUAAACUUCAGUCUCCUAAAACACCUGGCUUCUUUGUCUCUGAGAGACCUCCAUAUCGUGGCCAAUGCUCAAACCAGAGGCUUCUACAACGAGGCAAUCAGUGAUGCACAGUGGGGUGAAAUCAGGAAACAUGGACCCAAACUCCGAGUUCACUGUUUCUUAGCAACAUCCAAUGAAUGGACAGAAAAAGAGGUUUUCUUGAAACCUAGUAUGCCUCUGGCGUCCCUUGUGUAUCGAAAAAAUGUCUGGAUUAAAUAUUUAGAAUCGGUGUGCACACUUAUGACAUAUCACUCGGGUACGUUGACAACUUUUGUGGACUUCAGUCUUAGUCAUCAGCCCUAUAAUUACCCAGUCCCACAUUGCUAUAUGGACCGGGUGGACCGUCAUAUAAUCAGAUUGGCACGACUUUGUCCACGACUCCAGACACUCACCAUUAAGGAGACCUUGUCUAGUGCGGCUAUUCUUCUUAUGGUGUACCUAAAUAAAAAUCUGACAGACUUUCUUGUUCGUCGUGAUAUGAUAUUGUACGUUAAUGAUCUGCCAGAGGACUUAGAGUCAGACUCGGUAAUUAAACAGUUUAUUGCUGAUAAUUAUGAGCGGGAUAAUUUUGAAAAUGCCGUAUCUUCAUUAUUAGGAACGGAAUGGCAUGCUUUAGAGGUGUCAGAAUUUUAUGAAAUAAUUGAUUUUAGAUAUUCUAAAUUUUCAUAAAGCUGUUUUUUAUUA
Saccostrea echinata is the source of this 1372-nucleotide messenger RNA. RefSeq names its product F-box/LRR-repeat protein 21-like. Lineage: Eukaryota; Metazoa; Mollusca; Bivalvia; Ostreida; Ostreidae. Gene Ontology annotation, molecular function: protein binding. The coding region runs from base 23 to 1357 and encodes 444 amino acids. The record is from RefSeq and is a predicted model, not a curated record. The transcript has a single exon.